UGCUCGUUCUCACAGUCUGAGUUUUUUCCCAUCAGCCUCGGCGUCUCAGGUCUGACAGAAACACCAUGAAUCUCUCAGAUGCUCUCGACGGGUUUUCCAGCAGUGGGAACCAAUCAGGAGGCGGGGGUGGAGCCGUUUGGCCUGGACAACCACUCUCAGGUCCAGUUUGGCCCGGUCAGCCACCGACCAAUCCGGUGUGGUCUGGAGGAAACCCCGCCCAGCCCUCUGGACCUGGAGGGUUUCCUGGUCCAGGUCCUGGAGGAUUUCCUGGUCCUAGUUCCAAUUCUGGUCCAGGUUCUGGAGGAUUUCCUGGUCCAGGAUCUGGAGGAUUUCCCGGUCCAGGUUCUGGAGGGUUUCCUGGUCCAGGUUCUGGAGGAUUUCCUAGUCCCAGUCCCAAUUCUGGUCCAGGUUCUGGAGGAUUUUCCAGUCCAGGUUCUGGAGGAUGGUCCGCUCCUCAGCAAAACUUGACGGUGCCCUUUCAUCAAACUCUGCCCAACGGCGUCUUCAACAAACUGUUGAUCACGAUCGAAGGAACCAUCAACGCCAACGCUGACAAGAUCACGGUGGAUCUGUCCACUCAUCGUGACCUAGCGUUCCACUUCAACCCUCGCUUCAAUGAAGGCGGACGGCAGGUGAUCGUCAGGAACAGCCGCAUCGAUCAGAAAUGGGGGAAGGAGGAGCGGGAUCUGAGCGCCUUCCCCUUUGCACCUGGGCAGAGCUUUGAGCUGAAGAUCCUGUGCACCGACACCGGGUUCCGGGUUGCCGUCAACAACAGUCACCUGUUGGAAUAUCGACACCGGAUCCACGACCUGAGAUCCAUCACCAAACUCAACAUCUACUACGACCUGACCCUGUCCAAGGUCCGCAUGGAGACACUGCCCUGAAACAGGACCAGGAUCCACCUGAGAUCUACAGGAGAUCCACCUGAGAUCUACAGGAGAUCCACCUGAGAUCUGCAGCAGAUCCACCUGACAUCUACAGCAGAUCCACCUGAGAUCUACAGGAGACCCACCUGAGAUCUACAGCAGAUCCAAUUGAGAUCUACAGCAGAUCCACCUAAGAUCUACAGGAGAUCCACCUGAAAUCUACAGGAGAUCGACAGGAGAUCCACCUGAGAUCUACAGCAGAUCCACCUGAGAUUUACAGUAGAUCAUUAGUAGAUGUCCUGCUAAAUCUCAGAAGCUCUACACUAUCCUCUGCAGAUCUAAUGCAGAUCGACAUCAGAUCCACUCUCAGUAAAUCUACUACACCAGAUCUUUGUUGAAUCAUCAGUAGAUCUUCCUCUACCCUGAUGGAGAUCCUCUUUAGAUCUACAAUAAUGUUUUCAGAUACUCAGAAGAGGAAAUUGUACUGCCAUAGAUGUCAGUAGAUCUUCUUUAGGUUUGUAAUAUAUCAACAGCAGAUCCUCAGCAGAUCCUUAGUGGAUCAACAGCAGAUCCUCAGUAGAUCCUUAGUAGGUUAGAUCCCAGGAGAACCACUGUAGGUUUCCUGUAGAUUCUCAGUGAUCUUUAAUAGAACCUCUGUGGACCUCCAGUAGAUCUGUGGUAGAUCCUCAGCAGAUCCUCAGUAGAUAUGUGGUAGGCCUCUCAGCAGAUCCUCAGUAGAGCCUUAGUAGGUUAGAUCCCAGCAGAACCACUGUAGAUCUCCUGUAGGUUCUCAGUGAUCUUUCAUAGAACCUCGGUGGACCUCCAGUUGAUCUGUGGUAGAUCCUCAAUAGAUCUGUGGUAGGUCUCUCAGCAGAUCCUCAGUAGGUUAGAUCCCAGCAGAACUACUGUAGAUCUCCUGUAGAUUCUCAGGGAUCUUUCAUAAAACCUCUGUGGAC
Messenger RNA from Sphaeramia orbicularis (orbiculate cardinalfish), 1822 nucleotides. It is a transcript of the gene lgals3b, whose product is annotated as lectin, galactoside binding soluble 3b. Gene Ontology annotation, cellular component: cytoplasm; immunological synapse; nucleus. The record is from RefSeq and is a predicted model, not a curated record. The coding region runs from base 66 to 884 and encodes 272 amino acids. Gene Ontology annotation, molecular function: laminin binding; IgE binding; disaccharide binding. The transcript has 7 exons. Lineage: Eukaryota; Metazoa; Chordata; Actinopteri; Kurtiformes; Apogonidae. Gene Ontology annotation, biological process: neutrophil chemotaxis; monocyte chemotaxis; negative regulation of extrinsic apoptotic signaling pathway.